Messenger RNA from Alligator sinensis (Chinese alligator), 5986 nucleotides. RefSeq names its product leukemia inhibitory factor-like. Lineage: Eukaryota; Metazoa; Chordata; Crocodylia; Alligatoridae. The transcript has 4 exons. Bases 2957 to 3562 code for a protein of 201 amino acids. Gene Ontology annotation, biological process: immune response. Gene Ontology annotation, cellular component: extracellular region. The record is from RefSeq and is a predicted model, not a curated record. Gene Ontology annotation, molecular function: cytokine activity; leukemia inhibitory factor receptor binding.
UGGGCAUUCCACCCUGGGGAGGGCCUGAUUGCUCAGACAUUUGGAAUAUGUCAGAAUAUGAAUAUUCAGGAAUAUGAAAUCAGAAAAUAAAGGGGGACAGGAAGUGAAAGCGCCAUGGGAGAAUCUCCUUGUUCUCAAGGGGGCUCAGCAUGGGGCUGGUGUGACUGCCACUGCCCCCAGGUUCCUGCCUCUGCUCCAACUGCUUCAUCACAUGUGAGGUGCCUGCAGCCUGGCCCAUGCUGAGUUUAUUUGCCCAGAAAGUCACCCACAUGUGCAAAUAGCAGAGGUCCUUUGGUGUGCCGAGGGGAAAUAGUGCUGCUGCUUCAGGGUUUUCUGAAGGGCCUUUUUGAAAUGGUCAUGCAGAGGGUGUUGGUGGCAAAGAAGCAGCUUGCUGGGGCAGGGUUGCAGUGCCACAGCCUUGGAGUACUGCCUCCGUUUCUUUCACUUGAUACAGUCUACCCCACCAGGCUUCCACAUGGCAAGUAUGUGAGUCCCCGAUACCAUAUCCAUCCUUCCCAUGGGGUGUGUUAGUUCACAGCCUAGAAGUACCCUCAGUGAACCAGAAGGUCCUGUGAAAGCAUCCCCUGGUCCUGCUGCCUCUUAAGGGGGUUUCCAGGUAUGGGUCUCUUGCCAGGCUUCAUCACAUUGCUGCUGAUCUUGUGCAGGUGACAUCUAACAGCUUCCUCUACUAUGAAUGCCUGUGCUGGUCUCUUGGUAACAUCACUGGUUUGAAAGGGCAGUGUCCCUGUUCAAAAGGGCAGAAUUCCCUCUUUGUUAAGAAAGCAAAGGAAUUGCUACUGACCUACAUUUCCCUUGUCCCUCUACUGGAGAUAUUUGUCAGGUCUUCCCAUGGUACUUAAGCAUCUCUCAACUUUCUUGGACCCUAUCCUCACAAGUCUUCCCUUUCUACAAGUGGGGAAACGGAGGCGCAGCAUAGUGAGAAGUCACACUGGAAAUGCACAUCUGCAUAGGAAUUUGAAUUCAAAUGCCUUGAGCUCUAUCCACUAAGCUAUCCUUCUAGCUCAACCAUGUGUUCUGUCUAGUUGAGUACCCUCUCUCUGAAAAUGGCCCUCCCAGACACCUUGAGAGGACAAAUGUGAACAACCCCUGCAUUAGGCUCUGGGCUCACGUGCCCCAAGGAAAGUCUUCCUAACUCCUAUCAUCAGAGGAAAGCUUUUAUGGCAAUUGCAAUCUGUCAUAUGAUCAAGCCAGGCCACCUCUACCUGCCCCACCCAGCCGCAGCCCCAGCUCCAGCUCCAGCUCCAGCUCCAGCUCCAGCUCCAGGCCCAAGGUCCUUUGGAAAGUGAGAGCACAUCUUCCUUGGGGAGGAUGGAGACUCUAAGACAGCCUGACUCCUGCCUGGACUGACCUAUCUGCAGCAGUGAAGAUGAAAGGGGCUGUGUAGCAGGGAGAGGGGUGAGCUUCUGCCUGCUGAGAGAAAGGUCCCAGAUUCAGCCAUGUCCAAGGGCUUGACUACAUGGCGACACUGACCGGAGCCACUCCUCCCGUAGCUGUGUUGUACUGGACUGUACAUCAGUUCAUCCUGGAGGAAUGAGUGAACUGCCAAACCAAACCAGUUAUCUGCCAAUGGAAAAUCAGGACAAAUCAGUCCAGAAUACCAUUGCAUUUGUUCUAAUUGUUUUUCCACAUAGCCAAGGGUUUGUUGGGGGAGGAAGCUGGCUGGUGGAGCCUCAGUCACCCUUAUUCCUGUGCAGACACCCAGGGCAAGGGCUGGGCACUGCUGCCAUCCCACUUGGCACUGGAAUAACAUUCCCCUGGGGGGAAUAAUUGUGCACUGCUGUGUCAGGAAAUUUUCUGCUGAGGAGGAGGCGACCACCUGUUAGGUCUCCAACUUGUCACUGCUUGCCCUCCCUUACUCCAUAGUGCCUUGCUGCUCCUUAAGAAAGGCCAGACCAGAAGAGAGUCUGGUGCUUUUGAUCUGAUAGGCAGGGCUGUCGGGUAGCUGUGGUGGUUCAGUGGCAUUGUUAGAGCUGGUGGCCUCACAGCCCUCGUGAUAUUGUCCACACGUGGUAUAUGCUAUUUGCCCUGCCCUUUGGUACUGGAAUGUGGGCACAGGCAUGCGGAUUCUUCCUUUGGGGAAGGGGGGGUUGAAAGCAGACCUGAAGCACUAGUCACUGUUUCUUGAGAGCUGGGACCCCUUUAGCUGUGACAUGGUAGGAAAAGUCAUAGUUGUAGAGCACCAAGCACAGUGGGUCCUGAUUCAUGCCUGGGACUCCUAGGUUUAGUCCCAUUAUUUACAGGGAUUAAUGAUUGCACCCUACUAGAUGAACUCAUAUGAAAAGAAGAGCCAGUAACACUUUCAAGGUGAGUAUCUGCAGGCCUGCCAGGCCACAUGCACCUAGGUAGCAAAGCACGGCCUCCUUGAUCGUUUGGGGUCGGAUGUGCAGUCCUUUGACUGGCCACAAGAGGGAGCUGUGCUCACUUGUACUCUGGUCUGUUGUAUAACCAAUCUGCCCAUACCUGUUUCCCCUGCUACCCCUUCCCUUGUCCCUCCAUUGAAGGUACUUGUCUGGCCUCCAUCAUCCCAUUUCCUGAGCACUUUUCCUCACAGUCCUCCUGGGUGGGCAGGGCUAUUUCCCUCAUUUUGCACAAGGAAGGCACAGAGAAACUAAGCAACUUCCCUAAGUUCGCACAGGCCAUCUGUAGCAGAACAGGAAAUUUACAUAUUUCUCAUGUUCCAGGCCAGUGCCCAAACCCACGGAUGAUCCUCCCUCUCUUCUGACAAAACCUCUCCUCCAAGACACCCAUGAGCACGAUAUCCAAGAGGAAGCAAAUAGAACUGCCUGGGUGUGGACAAGAAGAUCUAUGCCUGGUUACUUUCCUCUGCAAUGCAUUGAGCUGAUCUCCCUGGCUUGAAGUGGUAGAAGCAUGGAGCACCUUCCUUCUGAAAACCAAGCUCUUUGAAGCUGUAGCUCAGAAUCUCUUCAUCUUAUGCAUGGAGCCAGUGAACUCCAGCUGUGCCUCUUGCCAAAGGUGCCCCAAAGACCCACUAAGCAAAAUCAGAGAUCAGACAAGACUGAUGGAGAGGAAGGCCCGCGAUCUUUCCAACUGCUAUGUGACUCACCAAGGAUUGCACAGAACUCAUAUUGACACUCUCUGUCAUGAGCCAGUGCCUGGGUUUCCAAAGGGGAAGAUAGUAACUCAACCAGAAAUGGACAUGCUCCAACAGCUAUACAGGACUAUGGUGUACAUGAACCAGUCACUUCAGAUUAUCAGGGAGCAUCAACAGGAUCUGAAUGAACCAGAUGCUGUACUGCUUCAAGAACUCCGACAUGCCCACCUGGCCGUGAGAGGGCUCCUGUCCAAUAUUGUCUGUGCUUUCUGUGUCCAGGGGGCCUCCCCCAGUCCUGUCACCAUCCCAGAGAGGCCUACAGUGACUAAAGCUUUCCAGCAGAAGAUAGAAGGAUGCAAAGUGCUCUGGAACUAUGCUAGGUUUAUGGAGAGGCUGGCUAAGAGUCUUAGGGAAAACAGAAAGCAGGUACGGAGAACCAAAAUGGGAAGGCGGCAAGGCAAAAAGAAAAAAGCACCCCCAGGUUGCUGACUGAGCCAAGCUGGUGACACAGACUGCUGUUGCCUAGGCCCAGUGACAGGAAUGUCCAACUUCUUUAAUCCUGAGAAGCACCAGGACCAAGCUAAGCCCAGGUACAACAGGUCUGUCUGUCAUCUCCUUCUCUGGGGAGCCAUGUCACAUCCUACUUCCCCAGACAUGUGAGCUAAGGCAAACAGCCCCAAGGAGCUGGAUUUUCGAAAGUACUCAGCACCCAGAAGGAACCAUGCUCCUCAGUGCGGGGGUGAAACUCAGUCUUGUUCACCAUGACUGCUGUGAGAGUCUCCAGAAGUCCUCCCUGGGUAUAAAGAAGAUGCUUUAUUGUUCUUUGGGAUCUGCUAACCUUCUGGCCUACCAAUACCUUUCUGCAGGACUUCGGCCCAGUUAGACUUUAGGCCCAGUUCAAUUUUUUCUGUGAUGGGCAUAGUGAAUGUCUUGGAGUUAUAUUUUUCAUGCUGGUGCCAAUGAGAAGAGGAGUGGGUUUAGUAUCUGCUUAGUUAUUCCCAGCAGGUCAGUGCCUGUCCAGCCUCCCAGCCUGAAAAGCCAUUAUUUCUGUGGCCAGUCAGAGCAACCUGUUAUCCAAAGAUGCUCACGUGGUCGAGGCAAGUCAUUUAUUUCUGAUACUGUUGAACAGCUACUGCAUUUCAUUAUUACAAACAACAGGAACAUCCUGAAUCAUGUCUGGUGGCAAUAAUCAUCUGACAAAUCAGGGACUCUUUCCAUUGUUUAUCCAAACAUAAGCCACAGUGAUAGCUGGACCUUGUAUUAGCAGUUACAGCUGUACAAAGCAAGUACAGGUUGCUGUUGAGAAUGAUAAUACUUUGCCCCUAAGUUUGUGUAAGUAUAAAUAAUGAUGCAAGAUGCAGGGCAGGGGGAACCAGACCUCCAGUCACAUGCUUCUGUGGAGAUAAUUCUGUUGGGAUCAGCAGCAGCUCAAUUUAUUGGAAAAAAAUACUAUUAAUUUCUAAUGACUGAAUCAGGUAUCAAAUGCAAAUUGUCAUUUCCUCAUUGGUUUAUAAGACAUGACCUUUUUUCUGGUUCUUGACUAUCUCGACUAGAAAGUUCAUUUAACACAUGCAUGCAUGCACACACAUGCAUACACGCACACACACACACACACACACCUAUCACAAGGGAAAGAAUAUCAAGCAGUCUGGAGGAAAACAGUCAUAAUGUGGGGAACUAAACACACCCAAACUUUAUGACUUUUGAAUUUCAAGAUUUGUUGCUGCCUAUAUUUUUUUAUAUUGACCUCAAACGAUGUUCAGUGUCUUUUGCAUUGUGUAGAUAUAUCAUACAGGUUAGGAAGAGAGCAGUUUUGUGGUGUGAGGUCUUUUCUGCACUCCUGAAUUAAUUCCACUUGAAAUGGAACUCACACAUUGACUGAAACUUUUUUUGCACUGAAUCACUAUAUCAUUAAAAACAGGUCAGGUCCAGGGAAAGAGGCUCUGGUGGAAGUGCUGUUGACAUAAGCCAAAAUGCCUUUCUCCUUUCCAAAAAUUCUGUGCAGUUUUGCAGAGAUAAUUCAUUACUACAAUGCUUGGGAUGUUUGCUGUAGAACAGACUAGAUUCAGAAAGAGCCUGUGGAGUCAAUGUUGAAGACCUGUUUGGGUGUUUCAACCCAAGUUCAAUUCAGUGGGCCCAGAGAGAUGAUUCUGUACUUAGUACAGUAGUUCAAUACUUAGUACAAUGUGGUGUAACAAAAUGCAACAGAAACAAAAUGACAACAGCUUUCACUUACUUUGGGUUGGCAUCAGCACAGUCACAAGUUACUGGCCAAUAGAGAAUCUGGUCUGAGGUACAGAAACCUAAAUUGUACAUGAGGUGAAGAGGUUAUGUAAAAUCACCCACAGCACAAGGCCAAGGGUUGGGCAAGUAGUCUUGCAGUCUUGACCCUGUGUCAAAACUUUGGCUUCCUUGGAGUAACUCCUGUUUUGCUCCAAUAUAGGGCAACUGGAUUCAAGGAGGCGCAUUCAUAUUGCUCACUUGCACAGCACAGAUCAGAGCAUGAGGUUAUUUAGGGCUGGCAGCAGUGACUGUCCAAACUGAACUUGUUUUUAUAACCGGCCUGAUUUUCCAGUGAUUCAAAGGUCCAGUGACCCAGCCUGACUAAGUCACUGUGUCCCAGGGGGUGAGUGUCUCUUUAGUUAGAAUCCAGCAACAACCAGCACAUGAUCUUAGCAGAUAGUUACUCUCUGCCUUCCCUUUGUUGUUCUUUCCUGCAAGGUUUUUAUAGUUCACAAGCAAAGGACCAGAUCUUCUACUUCUGCUUGCUCUAAUUCCAUAGAUUUUGAUAGUCACAGAGUGCAUCUACAUGUGCAAUUAAUUUGAAGCAAUAAAUUCUGGAGCAGUUUGAGUCAGAGUAAACUACUCCCAGGCAUAGCAUCUACAUGUGCACCUGGGACAGCAGCAAUUUGA